AUGUCGGGACCGAACACGACGCACCGGAUUCUACCUGGGCAAUAUCUGGUCAGUCGCAACUAUGGAGGGACCCAGGAAGAACUACUGAGACCUGCAUUAUCCAGACAGGGUACGCCGCGCGUGGGAUUACUUCAGAAAUAUGGUCAGAACUUGGGCUUUGAAUUUCUUAUGACAGCGUUGUUCAAGCACCAGAUCAACCGUCGACGAUUGUGCUUUCCUUCCGCCUGCAACAACUAGACAAGCCCGAUAAAUCCGCCACAGUGCCAGACAUACAUAGGGCUUUCGGUAAUACCAGGCUCCCACGAACGUGCAAACUGCCUGUAUAACCUCCAUCAAUAUCUUAUUGAAUUGCAGGAUGCGUCGCGAACAUUGAUUUCGGAAAGUACGCCGACGGGGACGCUGCAGUUUACCCAUGAUGGACAGUUUGCAGUAUUCAAGCCGGGAUAUCUGGUGUUAAGUCUGGCCAUUGCCAU
Aspergillus calidoustus is the source of this 473-nucleotide messenger RNA. The record is from the annotation of a GenBank genome assembly. Lineage: Eukaryota; Fungi; Ascomycota; Eurotiomycetes; Eurotiales; Aspergillaceae.